GUGGGGGGACUUGCAGAGGCACCGAACGGGUUCCCUUCCUAGAGAGGCCCCCGGGCACUUCCGGUUCUUUCCCCGUCCGGGUUUCUGUUGCGAUUGUUGGGGGGCUCUUUCCGGCUGAGGUGGGGAAGCAGGAGGCUGUUGCAAGAGGGCGCCCGCGGGCGCGUCCUGUUUUAAGGCUGGGAUGCAAAGGGGGAGAAGGGAGCCCAAGAGCCAAACUAGACGGUUAUAGAGGUGCAGAUGACAGACUCAAUAAUUCCUCCGUAGACCAGAGCAGAGCAGAGCGGACCAGAGGAGCAGACCAGACCACAACACAACACAACACACCUGACAGGACAGGACAGGACAGGACAGGAUAACACAGUUGGAUUAUACCCUUAAAGAGAAAGCCAGUUUUAAAAAGAUGCCCUUGGAGAAGACAUGACAGCUGCCUCCCUUUAACCCGCAAGGAAGAUGCAGCCUUUCUCCCCUCUUUGCCUGAGCACCUGCGUUGCACAUGGAAUCCACCAGAGGGCUCCCUCUGCCAAGCCAAGGAAACACAGUGCGCUUCACGAUUGGGCCGCUAGAGGGCUGGAAGGCCACAGCUGGCUUUCCAGAGAAGGAGGCGAAGGAGAGAAGGGAAUGACAUCACAAAGCUUCGCCUCUCUAGGACGCUGCACUCUCUCUCCAUCACCCUUUGAGCUUUGCUGCAGAUACACAAACUGAAGCCAUUUGCUCUCUUCGUGUAGAGAUAAAGUUAUCUAUUGGCUGAAGAGGGCUGAAUGCCCAACUAUCAACAUAGCUGCAGCAGCAGAACCAGUGCUUUGAAUGAAAAAUUGUUUGGAGAGCCACAAGAUUCCUUGGACCCAUUUGGUGUUGUGUUACAGGACAGAGAGAAAGAAAGAAUGGAGACGCAACCUUCAGCAAGGGAGGGAACUGGAAGAACUGGUUGUUUUGCUGUUCAGCCUGGGAACUGCAGGGAGGUCUGGCCAAGAACUGGGCAGAAGAUCCUGGAGAAGGAAACUAUUGUCCCUUCAGACGUUCAGCCCUGGAACUUCAGGAGCGUCCAAUACCAGCCUUCUGAGGAUCCCCGAGGACUUUGCAGCCGACUCCACAACUUUUGUAAUCAAUGGUUCAAAGCAGAAAAGCACACCAAAGCCCAGAUGCUGGACCUGGUUGUUCUGGAGCAGUUCCUGGCUCUUCUGCCCCUGAAGAUGGAGAAGUGGGUGCGGGAGUGUGGAGCAGAGACCAGCUCCCAGGCGGUGGCCCUGGUGGAAGGCCUUUUCCUGGGCCAGACGGAGGAGCAGAAGGAGGAGCAGUCCUUCACAAUGGACAUCAGAAAUCCUGAGGAAAGCAGGAAUCCAUCAAAUCCCUUUCAAGAGCUGUUUCUGAGGAGCACUUCUCUGGCAGAUCCAAGUCAGGAUAUUUUGGGAGGGAAGACUCAGUUGGAGUUGUCUGCUCUUUAUGGUGCAGCUGAAACAGUGGUUGAACCUCCAACUCAAGAGGGCCUUGUGUCCUUCAAGGAGGUGGCUGUGUAUUUCUCAGAGGAGGAGUGGUCUGAGCUGGAUCCAGACCAAAAAGCACUCCAUUGGGAAGUCAUGAUGGAAAAUUAUAGGAAUGUAGCCUCGCUGGAGGAUGAAUGGGAGAUGCUGGGUUCCAUCCGCGAAGCAGCAGCACCAUUGCCAAAAGAUAAGAUGAAAGAUGAUGCAGAGACAUUUUUUGGAAAGCAAAGUUCUGAGGAAAAACAGUUAAAGGGGGAGCUGGGAAAAUACUCUACUUUACCAUACGUAGAUAUCAGUGACUUCUUGGGUAAAGAUGAUCACCCAGAAAAAGAGGCUUGGCCCGAGUGUGGGAAAAUACCCAUGGAUGAAUCAGGAUUAUGCGACUGCUGCAGAAACCACACUGUAGGGAAACAAAACGAACGUGGGAAACGUUCCAGAAGGACCUUCUCAGUUACUUUGGGUCAGAGAAUACAAGGAGAGAAACCGUAUAAAUGUUUGGAAUGUGGAAAAAGCUUCAGGGAUUCGAGUUAUCUUAUUUCCCAUAAAAGGAUCCACACGGGAGAAAAACCUUACGAAUGCAAGGAAUGUGGAAAGAGCUUCCGUUUUGCGCAAAGCCUCACAUCCCACAAUAAGAUUCACACAGGCGAGAAACCCUAUGAAUGCCCCAAGUGUGGAAAAACCUUCAGUCAAAAAUAUCAGUAUACCGUACAUAACCGAAACCACACCGGAGAGAAACCAUAUAAAUGCACGGAUUGUGGGAAACGCUUCACUAAUUCAAGUUGUCUCACUUCCCAUAAAAGGAUUCACACCGGGGAAAAACCAUAUAAAUGCCCAGAGUGCGGAAAGAGUUUCAGAGCUUCAAGUUCUCUUACUGCCCACAAAAUGAUCCACACUGGGGAGAAACCCUAUCAAUGCAAGAACUGCGCGAAGAGUUUCAGACAAAAAUGUCAAUAUAUUGUACACAACAGAAUCCACACUGGGGAGAAACCGUAUAAAUGCUUGGAGUGUGGGAAAAGUUUCCGUUCAGCAAAACACCUCCCUUCCCAUAAAAGGAUCCACACCGGGGAGAAACCGUUUGCAUGCAAGGAAUGUGGAAAGACCUUUAGUGAAAAGCAUCAUUUUACUGAACAUAACCGAAUCCACACUGGGGAGAAACCCUAUAAAUGCGCGGAGUGCGGAAGAUGUUUCACUGUGUCAAGUUCCCUCACUUCCCAUCAAAGGAUCCACACUGGGAAAAAAUCAUACAUCUGUCUGGUGUGUGGAAAGGGAUUUACUCAACAUCAGUCCCUUUAUGAACAUAGAAAAAUUCACUCAAGGGAAACGCGUAAAAAGAAACAGAGUAGAACAUGGUACCUUCUGUCCUUUGUUUUUGCCAUUCGUGAGAUCAACCGGAAUCCCCAUGUUUUGCCCAAUAUCACCCUGGGCUAUGACAUCUACGAGAACUAUUAUGAACCAGGACUGACCGCCGAUGCCCUGAUGGACUUGCUCUCCACCGGACAGGCAAAUGUUCCAAACUACAUUUGUGGAAGAGAGAAGAGGCUGCUGGCUGUGAUUGAAGGGACCGAGUCCGACAUUUCCAAGCAGAUUUCCACCAUGUUGAAUCUCUACAAGAUGCCACAGGUCAGUUAUGGUUUUGUGUCUGAAACUCUGAAUGAUAAAACCCAGUUCCCAUUUAUCUACCGGAUGGUCCCCAAAGAAGAAUACUUGUAUUGGGGAAUUGCCAAAGUGCUCCACCAUUUCGGAUGGAACUGGCUUCAUCCUUUCCUGGGAGAUUCCCACUUCUACAAUACUUGCAUGGGUGGAGUGUAUCUGGAUGGGAAAGGGGACCUCGCUGCCAAAUUUGAUGCCAUGAACUGGGUGCUCUUUCCUAAUAAGUCCUUUCGGGCUGUGCAGUUUGGGUGGAUAGACAGACCAUGGAGGUCCAAAGAGCUGGAUUUCAUUCUUGACCAGGAGGCCGUGAAUUGGACCCAGCGGUUUAACCAGGUUCUCGAGAAAGGAUCCCUAGUAGCACACCAGACUUUUGAGAAAGGAGUAUGUGUCUGGGUGUCCUUUGUGCCCGCCUACCUGAGUACCAAAGGGAAGUAUAUGGUGGCUGUGCAGGUCUUCUCCAUCUUGGCCUCCAGUACUGGAUUGUUGGGCUGUAUCUUCAUCCCCAAGUGCUACAUUAUCAUUCUGAGGCCAGAUCUGAAUACAAAGGAGCAUCUAACGGCAAACAGCAGUGCGAUAAUUCAAGAAAAGGCCAUAUUGAAGAUCCAGAAUGAAGAAACAGUCAGUUUCCAUGCAAAUAGACAACCUUUUAGGGAGCUCAGUUAUCAGGAUGCUGAGGGCCCCCGAGGACUCUGCAGCCGCCUGCAUCACUUUUGCAAUCGAUGGCUGAAUCCAGAAAAGCACACAAAAGCCCAGAUACUGGACAUGGUGGUCCUGGAGCAGUUCCUAGCCAUUAUGCCACCGCAAAUGGGGAACUGGGUGCGAGAAUGCGAACCUGAGACCAGUUCCCAGGCAGUGGCCCUGGCUGAAGGAUUCCUCCUAAACCAGGCAGAGGAGAAGGACCAAGGAGAGAUGCAGGAUCCCAUAUCCUUCAAGGAGUUGUUUGUCUUCUUCACCAAGGAGGAGUGGGACCUGCUUGAUCCCAAACAGAAAGCUUUGCAUGGGGAAGUCAUGCUGGAGACCUCCUGGAAUGUAGCUUCUCUGUAUAAUGAGCGAAAGAAUGAGAUUUACCAGGAACCAGAAGACAAGCCUUUACAGGUUUUUAAGGUUAAAAACAAUCGAACUUCACUCAACCAUGUGAAUGGACACAGGAAAGGAACCGGUAUGAUCAGAAUUCCCCAUCUUAUUGGGGGGAUGAGAUGGAGAAAAAAAAUAUUAGAAUGUAAGGAUUAUGAAAACAACUUCAACUACCUCCACAAGCCUAUUUCCCAUGAAAUGAACCACAUCGAAGAUAAUCCAUACAAAUGUAUAGUUUGUGGAAGGAGCUUUGCAAGGAAUGAUAGACUUAUCACCCAUUUAAGAAGUCAUACAGGGGAGAAACCAUACAAAUGCACAGAGUGUGGAAAGUGCUUCACAAGGAACGAUAAACUUAUCGCACACAUUAGAGUUCACACAGGGGAGAAGCCAUAUAAAUGCACAGAGUGUGGAAAGAGCUUCACAAGGAAUGACAAACUUGUCAACCAUAUCAGAAUCCACACAGGGGAGAAACCAUAUGAAUGCUCAGAAUGUGGAAAGAGAUUUACAAAGAGUACAGAUCUUACUGCCCAUAAAAGGAUCCACACAGGGGAGAAACCCUAUAAAUGCAAAGAGUGUGGAAAGAGCUACAGUCACUCUAGUAAUCUGAGUACUCAUAAGAGUAUCCACAAAAAGGAGAAACCGCAUAAAUGCACGGAUUGUGGAAAGAGCUUCAUAAGGAGCACAGAUCUUACUUCCCAUAAAAGAAUCCACACAGGAGAGAAACCACAUCAGUGCAAGGAGUGCAGAAAGAGCUUCACUCACUAUAAUACACUUACUUCCCAUAAAACCAUCCACACAGGAGAGAAAUCAUAUAAAUGUGUGGAAUGUGGAAAGAGCUUCAGAACAAACAGUUCUUUAACUUCCCACAAAAGGAUCCACACAGGCGAGAAGCCGUAUAAAUGCAUAGAAUGUGGAAGUAGCUUCAGGACAAGCAGUUAUCUUACUUCCCAUAAAAGAAUUCACACGGGGGAAAAACCCUAUCAAUGCCCGGACUGUGGAAAGAGCUUCAAUCUUUCUAGCACCUUUGCUUUCCAUAAAGCGGUCCAUACAGGGGAGAAACCGUAUCAGUGCAUGGACUGUGGGAAGAGCUUCAAUCAUCCUAGCACCCUCACUUCCCACAAAAGGACCCACACAGGAGAGAAACCCUAUCAAUGCACAGAGUGUGGAAAGAGUUUCAGUCAUCCUAGCACCCUCACUUCCCACAAAAGGAUCCACACAGGAGAAAAACCCUAUCACUGUGUAGAGUGUGGAAAGAGUUUCAACCACUCCAGCAAUCUUGCUUCCCAUGAAAGAAUCCACACAGGGGAGAAGCCAUUUAAAUGUAUGGAAUGUGGUAAGAGUUUUACUCAGAGUAGUCACCUUACUUCCCAUAUAAGGAUCCACACAGGGGAGAAGCCUUUUAAAUGCUUGCAAUGUGGAAAGAGCUUUACUCAAAAUAGUCACCUUACUUACCAUAAAAGGCUUCACUCAGGGGAGAAACCGUAUAAAUGCACCGAGUGUGGAAAGAGCUUUGCUGAUUCCAGUUCCCUUCUUGUGCAUAAAAGGAUCCACACCGGAGAGAGACCUUACAAAUGCACGGAAUGUGGCAAGAGCUUCACCCUGAGUAGUCACCUUACUUCCCAUAAAAGGAUCCACACAGGAGAGAAACCAUUUCAGUGUGUGGAAUGUGGAAAGAGCUUUAGAACAAAGGGUUCUCUUAAAUUUCAUAAAAAGAUCCAUACAGCGGAAAGACCGUAUAUAUGCAUGGAAUGCGGAAAGAGCUUCAAGCGGAUUGCUGAUCUAACUCGACAUGACAGAACACAUGAAAAGAAGUUCCAUACAAAUCUACCAGGCGUGGUAAAAGCUUCCAUAACAGCAGAUACCUUGCUUUGUGUGAAAGUAGAACAGCCAUUUGAAUGCAGACAGUGUGGGGAUGAGCUUCCCGUUGAUUAUGUUGACUAAUUAUUAAUAAAGGAGAGUAUUUUUUAAAUUUUAAUAAUUAAUAAAGGAAACGACCAUAUUUUUCAGACUAUAAGACACACCUUUCCCCCCCCCCCAAAAGAGGUGAAAAUUUGGGUGCGUCCCGCCCAGCUUCUCAAAUGGAGGUUUCAGAGGCUAAAAAAAACAUCAGAAACGAAGCUUCAGAAAAAAAGCCUUCAAACAGAGCUUCAGAAUAAAAGCAUCAGAAACAGAGGCUUUUUUUCUGAAGCUCUGUUUCAGAGGCAGAAAAAAAAAACAAGGCACAGAGCUCACAACCAAUAAACCUGUUGCUAAAAUUCACCUCUCAGAACAGCUGAUUGGGGGUAUUCCAGGAGGCCAAUCCUAUACUCCAAAAAAUAGGUAAUUAUAAGCAAUGAAGUGUGUCAGCUCUUAGCAACCACAGAUGGAUUUUCUCCAUUCGAGCCUGUCCUGAGGUUUGGAUAUUAAUCACCACAAAGAAUUCCUACAAAGGAAAUGCUGUAUAAAUUCAGCAUUCACUGAAAAAAUUCAAUGAAAACAUUUCUCCUUUUUUUCUUUUUAUGAACCUGUAAUCCUUUUUUCGGGGUGGAGUCGAGGUGACUGAAUGGACUGAGCAUUUAACUGCCUGGAUGCCCUUCCUGAUGCCUACAUGGAAUUCACAGCAGAUAUUUUCUCUGUGCACCCUGAUAGAGAAAUAACUGCCACUACCUAGGAUUGAACUCUCAGCCUUCUGAGAGGAGGUGAGCAUCUUCGCCUCUAGGCCACCAUGCUAGUGACAUCAUUUCUUUUACUUCCCAUAAAAAGUUUCACACAGAAGAGAUGUCUUAAAUGUCUGGAAUGUGGAAAAAGCUUCAGAAGAGUAAUCUUAAUGCCUGUAAGAAGGAUCCACAGAGGGGAGAACCCAUAUAAAUGGAGUUAAUGUGGAAAGUGCUUCAGUAUUAACAGAUUACAGGCAGUCCUCAAUUUAUAACAAUUUGUUUAGCGACUAUCCGAAGUACCACAGCACUGAAAAAAGUGACUUAAAACCAGAUCUCAUACUUAUAGCUAUUACAGUAGCCACAUGAUCACAUGAUCAAAAUUUGGGGGUAGGCAACUAGUAUGUAUUUAUGAUAGUUGCAGUGUUUUGGAGUCACGUGAUUACUAUUUAUGACCUUCCCAGCUGGCCUCUGACAAGCAAAGUCAGUGGGGGAAUCAGGAUGAAUGAUGAUAUGAUUCAUUCAAUAACUGCAGAUUCGCUUAAUAACUGUGACAAAAGUUGUAAAAUCAGGCGCAACUCAACAACUGCUUUGCUUAGCAAUAGAAAUUCUGAUCCUAAUGGUGGUCAUAAGUCAAGGACUUAUCUGUAUAUAUGAAAAUAAAGGCCAAGAGGGAAGAAACCACACAAACAGUGGAGUGUGGAUAUAGCUUUGUUCAUUGCAGUAACCUGAUUUCCCAUAAAUGAACCCACAUGGAAAAGAAAUUCUGAAGUAUGGAAAGUGCUUCAGAUGAACUUUAAUUUUACAUGAACUCAAAAACAAACAAAAACCAGGAGGAGACUGCAUACUACAAACAUCUACUAACUACUAUCUAUUUAAAAAAAUCUACUAACUUCUAACACCUUGGACUACACCUGAUCUUUGAUGGUGAGGCAGAUAAGUUGACUUUAGAAAUUGAAUGGAUCCAGAACACAGUUUAAUUUUAAUUUCCUUUUAUUUAUCGUUCAUUUGUCAAAAUUAAAUGAAAGGGUCCUAAAGAAUUAAAAAUAACAACUUGGUGGAUUUUACGGAAUGGUGGUUGAAUUUUGCUACAAAUAUUAAAGGUAGGUGGGAUGGGAAUGUUCAGUAUUUCUGAUUAUAUUUUUAAAGGUGUUACUUAUUACUACUUCAUUGGCAAUUAGUGUUCUUUGAAACUAAGCAGAUUCCAUCCUGGUUAUUGGUAAUUUUUGAUGGGCCUGGAAGAAAUUCUCGUGUUGUCGGGAGAACGAUUCCCAGGUUGCUAAGAAAAAAAAUACGAAUACAAUCAAUAAUUGAUGAGAUCAACUUAUCUUUAAUUAUGUUUUACAUUGUUUCAUUUGUAGUUAUUUGUGUAUUGCAGAUUGAUUUUUCUAUAAAACGAUGGUUACGUGUUCACAGUGUUUAAAAUCUAAUUCAGUCAGACUGCUUAGGAACUCAAGUUUUGUUCCCUAAAAGAUUAUGAAGAGGGAACCUAUACAUGGUGUAGGGCUCUAUAGUUUUUCUUUUAUUGUGUGUACUACCUUUCAAGCAGGAAAUGCCACCAUUUUCAGGAGGGGCUUUUCAUUUUUUCAUUGAUACGCUAUUAAAUUCAUGUUGAUUCUUCGUGACCACAUACUUUGUUUUUCGAUUGGUGAUCUGUCCCUAAUGAAGUCUUUCAGAUCUCAUUUUUAUGAGUAAUUGAUGUACAAUUUUCUGCUUUUUGGGAGGGCAGUCUUUUCUUCCCCCCUCUUUUUUUUUUUUUUUUUUUGGAUGAUGGAUUCUGAUAGGUGCUAACAAAGCACUAAGCAUUAAACUGACCUAGUUUGUGGUUGAUAUUGAUAUAGACCAUAGUGAAAAUCAAGUUACGAUGAGAUGUUCCCACUUGUUGAAUGGCAUGUACUUGGUAGUACAGUGGUUUAAGGCACCCUGUUAUUAAGCUGGUUAUUAAGACCAGCUGCCUGCAAUUACUGCAGGGUUUGAAUCUCGCCAAGGCUCAAGGUUGACUCAGCCUUCCAUCCUUUCUAAGGUAGGUAAAUUGAGGACCCAGUUGUGGGGGCAAUAAGCUGACUUUGUAUAAAUAUACAAAAGUAUGAAGGCUAUUGCUGAGCACAUUGUAAGACGCCCUGAGUCUUCGGAGAAGGGCGGCAUAUAAAUCAAAUUGAUAUAUAUAUAUAAGAAAAUAUAAAGUGAGGAGCAUUGAAACAAAAAAAAAUCAUAAUUUGACAUAGAUGCUAAUUGGACCAGAUCUGUCUGUAUCUAAUCAGGAGAAAGAUCUUGGCAUGUGGAGAUUCAACAGAGAAUUAUACCUUUUUGUGGUAGUUGUGAAAACAAUGCCAUUUACCUAGAGCCUGGAAGCAUGCCUUCUCUGUCUUGGCAGAUACAAAGCACUAAACCAGGGGUCGGCAACCUUAAACACUCAAAGAGCCACAAAGGUCCUAACUGGAAGCUCCCCGUUCAAUUCUGGAGCCGACCGGAAGUCCAAUUCCCCCACCAUAGGGUCUCAUCUUAGUACGGUGUCCUUUUUCCUCUUUCUGUCCUAACCGAAAGUCCAUCAAUUGUGGAGCCACAGCAGAGGGAUGAAAGAGCCACAUGCGGCUCCAGAGCUGCGGGUUGCUGACCCCUGCACUAAGCAGUGGGCUGACCUGGUCUGUGGUUGAUAGUAAAGUGGAAUUUUGAGAUUGCCAAUAAUUUUAUGCAAUUCCAGAAACAAUAUAAGAAAGCUUGAAAAUUUGCAGAAGAGUGCAAAAUGAUCCAGAGUCUUGAACAUCUUCCUUAAGCUAGAAUUUUGUGGGCUCUAGCUUUAAAAAGGGAUCUUAGAUGGGACAUGAUUGAGGUAUAUAACCGCUUGGCAUUUUCUUUGCAGACUUUUCAUGAUCUUGCCCAAUAACCUCAUCAGUGUUCUGAUAUGGAGGAGGUUUAUUAGUUUCUGGAGCAGGAUGGUGCAUGUAUCCGGGCUAGGGGGUAAAGAAGGCCUAUAUUUCUUGAAUGAGCAAUAUGUUUAAUGUACAUUAAAAAAUACAAAGCAGCUAUUCCAUGCAGGCGGUGGUAGAAAAAAAAUCACUGCAGCAAACUGUCUUUCUCUAAUAGAAAGACAGCAGACGUGAUUUUUUAAAAAAGUGAAAUGGUGAAAAAAGUGAAAACUUGAAAAAGAAACCUUAAGAAUGUGCUAAGGUUGAAACAAUAAAAGCAAUUGUGAUGGCUUUGCGUAGCUUAGCAACUGAGUUGUUGGUCCUAAUUGUAGUUGAUAAAUGAUUGAUAAAUGAGAGCUACCUGUAAUGAAACAUUGCUAAUUUCUUGCUAUCGCAUGGUAGGAAUUGCGAUUCAAACAGUUACAACCUAUAGUAAAGGUAAAACUCCUUAUGACAUGGAAUGCAUGUACAGUUUCCUUGGUCAAUAUAUAACUGCCGUUGCCAAAUCUAGAAUUUUUAUUUUAUUUUGUGUUCUAGCACCGGGAUUUCUUGGUGCUCGAGAGGCCUAGGAGAUCAUCUAGUCUGACAUGUACUUGGUUCAGAGUCCAUUAGAGUAUUUCUCCCAGAUGACCAUGCUGCCUCUGAAGACCUCCAAUAAAGUCUCCACCACUUCAUGUGUCAGCAGCCUGUUUUUACUGCUGACAAUUUAUAUAGUUAGUAUGAUCUUCCUAAUAUUGAGCCUUAAAUUCUUCCCUUCUAGCUUUAAUUCAGUUCCAGGCAAAAGAGAAUGCAGGUGGUCCUUGUUUAAUGACCAGUUGCUCAGCAAUUGUUUGAACUUGCAACAGCGUUGGAUGAAUUGGAUGAAGCUCCAAUUGUUACAGUAUUCCCACAGUCAUAGAAUUGCAAUUUGCGACAUUCUCACCUGGCUUCCCCAAGCAAAGUCACUGGGGAAGUCAGCAAGAAAUCGUCAUGAUCACAUAAAGGUCCUCGUGUAAUGACAUAACUGGAGACUGCCAGAACUAUUGUACCUAUGCAGCGCGGUCCUAUGAUGUCAUGCUUUACAGUUACAUUGCUUAGCAAAAGAAAUCCCAGUCCCAAUUAUUGUUAAGUGAGAACUACGUGCAAGUCCGUUAUGGAACAGUCUUUAAAAUAUUUGAAGACAGCUAUUGUACAGCCCCUAGGUCUUUUCACAAAUACACACAGUUUUUAACCAUUCUUCAUAAAGCAUUUGGUUCCCAGAUCCCUCAUUAAUCAUGAUUCCUCCUCUGAAAUUGCUAUAGUUAGUCCCUGUUCUUUUGGAAGUGUGCUGACCAGAACUGGAUACAAGACUCCAAAUGAGGCAUUACCAGGACAGAACAGAAUUAAGAGUACAUCCUGUGAGUUAGGCUCUCUUCUCCACUUACUGUAUUUCAAAAUAAUGUUUGCCUUUUUAAUGGUUGCAUUGUGCUGCUAAUUGUAUUUAUUUAUGUUGAGAUCAAUAAAAACAUUUCCCUUCGAAAGUAGAA
Pantherophis guttatus is the source of this 11246-nucleotide messenger RNA. The record is from RefSeq and is a predicted model, not a curated record. NCBI's taxonomy places the organism in Eukaryota, Metazoa, Chordata, Lepidosauria, Squamata, Colubridae.